GGCGCGGCAGCGGCGGCGGCUGCGCUCCUUAUAUAAGAGGGCGGAGGGAGUGGGCGUGGCUUGGCUGCAGGUGGCUGCGUCGCGCGCUGGAAGCAGGAGGUGCGCCCGGAGCUCGCGCUGGCGGUGGCUAUGAAGGAGACUUGCGGAAAUUAUUUGGAGAACCAGCCGCAAAGGCACUACGGGGUCACUGCUCCAAUUAGCUUGGCUCCUCCGAGGGAAAUAGAUUACAUCCACACACAGAAGCUGAUUGAAGCCAUGAAGCCUUUUGGUGUAUUUGAAGAUGAGGAAGAGCUUGGUCGCAGGAUAGUUGUUCUCAGUAAGCUAAAUAAUUUGGUCAAAGAGUGGAUUGUGGAGGUUGCAGAGAAGAAGAACCUCCCAUCUUCAGUCUCAUCACGUUGCGGUGGCAAGAUUUUUACGUUUGGUUCCUAUCGGCUUGGAGUCCACACAAAAGGUGCUGAUAUAGAUGCUCUCUGUGUUGCCCCUAGACAUGUGGAAAGGUCAGACUUCUUCCAGUUGUUCUUUGAGAAGCUAAAGCUCAAAGAUGGCAUCAGGAACUUAAGAGCAGUAGAAGAUGCAUAUGUACCAGUCAUCAAGUUUGAAUUUGAUGGCAUUGAGAUCGAUCUCGUCUUUGCAAGGCUGGCUGUGCCAAUCUUGUCUGAUAACCUGGAUCUUCGGGACAACUCGCAUCUGGGAAGCCUGGAUAUAAGGUGUAUUCGGAGCUUAAAUGGUUGCAGAGUCACUGAUGAAAUACUUCAUUUAGUACCAGACAAGGAGAACUUCAGGCUGACGCUCAGAGCAAUUAAACUGUGGGCAAAACGGCGUGGGAUUUAUUCAAAUAUGCUGGGAUUUCUUGGUGGUGUUUCUUGGGCCAUGUUGGUGGCGAGGACGUGUCAGCUGUAUCCAAAUGCAUUGGCCUCGACGCUGGUUCAUAAAUUCUUCCUGGUUUUCUCCAGGUGGGAAUGGCCCAAUCCAGUCUUGUUGAAAGAGCCCGAAGAGAGCAACCUCAACUUGCCGGCCUGGGACCCCAGGGUAAAUCCAUCAGACAGGUAUCACCUGAUGCCCAUCAUCACCCCAGCGUAUCCACAACAGAACUCCACGUAUAAUGUGUCGACUUCAACCAGAGCGGUAAUGGUAGAAGAAUUCAAAUACGGUCUUGUGGUUACAGACGAGAUUCUUCAAGGGAAAUCAGACUGGUCAAAGCUGCUUGAGCCGUCCAACUUCUUUCAAAAGUACAAGCAUUACAUUGUGUUGACUGCCAGUUCCUCAACUGAAGAACACCAUUUGGAAUGGGUCGGCCUGGUAGAAUCGAAAAUCCGCGUGCUUGUUGGAAACAUGGAACGGAAUGAAUGUAUUGCAAUCGCCCAAGUGAAUCCGCAGUCCUUCCCAGGGAGUAAGGAAAAAUUCAAAGAGAGCGACUUUGUGUCUGUAUGGUUUCUGGGGAUAAUUUUUAAGAAAGCGGAGAAUGCAGAGAGUGUCUGCGUUGACUUGACCUACGAUAUCCAGUCGUUCACGGACACAGUUUAUCGGCAGGCGAAUAAUAUCAGCCUGUUGAAAGAAGGCAUGAAGAUCGAAGCUGCUCACGUGAGGAAGAAACAGCUCCACAAUUACUUGCCUGCAGACGUCUUGCAGAAGAGAAAAAAGAGUAUGCCAGACAUAAGCCAAAACAUUGGUGGACCUGUGUUGAGAAACACAUCUGCGGACGACAGCUGCUUGGGCAGGUACAGGGACGUAGGCGUUGGGACACAAUCCAGGGCUCUUCCACCUUUCAGCAGCGUGGCAAAACCCAGCAGCAGUUCUUCGAAAGAAUCUGAAAGGAAUGCUGUCUUUCGAAGUACCACCAUCUCUACUAACAGAGAGAAGCCACCGAACGUCCUUCAGCCUUUGAUGUCUUCUCAAGUGCCGGAUUCCACAGUUGCAGAUAACAUGGCUGCACCUUCUCCAAGCGCCUACAGUAUCUCUAAGGCUGUAGAGCCAGAUGUGGCUCCCACAACUGCCCAUAACCACCACCAGCAUCCGGAUGGAGUGGCUUCUGCAAGCGUGAAGAACAUUUCCGUGAACAAGAGAGGUCACGCACCUGCCUUGCAAGACGGGUUCAAACGGCUGAAAGAUGUAGGAACGCGCAGCCUCGGAGACACCACACUGGUUCCAACCUCUGGCACAUUAAGAUCACAGCGGCUUUCCAGUAAAGAGUUACCAGAUUCAUCCUCUCCAAUUCCAGCAAGCGGAGUCCGUGUUGUCAAAAACUCCAUCAGGCUGACACUCAACCGAUAGCAGGCGCCUCUUCGGGCAAUGUGCUGCAUCAUCUGAACUGUUGCCAAAAAUAUAUUCCAAGAUGCUAUUGCCCAAAAUCCAUGGCCCUGUGUGCCUGUGAUUUGGAUAUUUGUUCCCUUGGACUGUGUCUACUUCACUGUGCGGAUGCAUAGCUUCAUUUUAAGUCUCGUCUUGUCUUGAGUGGAAAACGUCUUUUGUUAUAAAAAUCCCAAAAAAAAAUGUCUUGUGCCUAUUUUUCCCAAAAGGGGUGUCAUGCAGACAGCUUGGCUAUGGUGGACUCCCACUGGAUUACACAGUAGCACAGGCAGUCUGGAUCUCCCCCCUUAAAACAUAUUCUUUACACAGUUGGCAGCUCUAAUCAGGAAACCCACGAGCAGUUUUAGCAGCGUGGAAAGGUGGAGACCGCUCCACUAAACUGAUAGGUUUCAUGAAUUAGGUGAUUCUUGUGAAAUUGAUUGGAAUAAUUUUACGCACAGGAGAUUCUGUGUGUGUCAAGGGUGCUUCUCCUUUUAAAAGGCAAAUUUGUAGAAUUAGGCACCUAUACCUAUGCACUGUGCUCAUGUCCCAUAAAAACUGCUUCCCAUGGAGGCCCACAAAACGAAAACCUAGGACACAAUCCACCCAUAGUUUAAGAACAUAAAUGCUCUAUGGAUCGCAAUGAGAGUUGAGCAUGGCUUUCUCCCACUGCUCCUCUUCCCUGUCCUAUUUGAAAUCCAUGAGAGUUAAAUGUGGUUCAGUUUUAAUUGGAUUGCACUCUGGGUUUUUUUAAAAAAAUAAAUAAAAUUCAAGCAAAAACUUAAAUCUGCCACAAUACUGAAUUGUCUGGAAUAAUUUCUGACACUUGAACUUUGGAACGGUCUGAAGGCUUUGCUGUAUGGCCUUAGCACAAGUAAUUUGGAUUGUGAGUUUUAUUGGCUGAAAUCUCAAAACUAUUGCUCGUAUCUUGUCCAGAUUAUAUAAAAAUUCCUGACCUGCCUUUUUUAGUUUAUCUAUUUUUUGUCAACUGUGACUAUGAAUGCAGGCAGGGCUGGAAUAUUGAGUUUUACUGGAGUCUGGACAACGUACUAUUAUGAAUAACUUGCCUAGAAUCAACACUGCCCAAUUUAACACCACUGCACUCAUGUUGCCAAAAUAUCUCCCAAAAUUUGCUGUCCACUCUCAAAUCAAUCUCCAAAAGUGUUAGGAACAAAUACUGUUUACAAAUCUUAAAUUACGUGUUGUCUUGUGUUUUUGUAAUGAGGGGGAAAAAAGAUAAUGUAUAUUCAGAGUAUUUUUGUAUGUAUUGUAAAAUAUCAUCUUUUCAAAGAAAAAUUUAAAAAAACUCUAGUCUCUCAUCUGCUUUGUGUGUGGUCAGAGACCCAAUUACAUUUCGACCUAGUUAAAAUUUCGACCAACUGGUAACUUCCCCCUAAACUGUCAUUCUGAUGCAAUUCCUUUUUUCUUAUUGCAAUCAGGGGUAUAGAAA
Podarcis raffonei (Aeolian wall lizard) is the source of this 3736-nucleotide messenger RNA. RefSeq names its product poly(A) polymerase gamma (gene PAPOLG). Bases 130 to 2271 code for a protein of 713 amino acids. NCBI's taxonomy places the organism in Eukaryota, Metazoa, Chordata, Lepidosauria, Squamata, Lacertidae. Gene Ontology annotation, molecular function: poly(A) RNA polymerase activity; RNA binding. Gene Ontology annotation, cellular component: nucleus. The transcript has 22 exons. The record is from RefSeq and is a predicted model, not a curated record.